This is a messenger RNA of Coffea eugenioides, 968 nucleotides long. RefSeq lists its product as uncharacterized. Lineage: Eukaryota; Viridiplantae; Streptophyta; Magnoliopsida; Gentianales; Rubiaceae. The record is from RefSeq and is a predicted model, not a curated record. The coding region runs from base 161 to 628 and encodes 155 amino acids. The transcript has a single exon.
ACCACGUGUAACGUUAAGUUAAUAACCCAUAACUUCUCUUCCAAUUUAAGCUUCCACCUUCUCUUUAUUAGUCUUUAUUAUACCUUCUUCCUAGAGCCCACGCUGAAAAUUCCCCGUGCCAAAGACAUCUAGGCUUAGUACUUAGCAGCUGCAGGAAAUUAUGACCACAGCUUGCAUAUCGGACUGCGUCGGCGACGCCAGAUGUCCCAUCCGGAGGACCAACAACUAUGUCAGCCUCCAAAAAUGGCCCGACUCCGAGGCAGAGUUUGUGAAGUCGACGGGGAACUUGGGCGGCAAAGGGCGGUUGCAUAACAAUUACCUGCAUCGGUCUGGGGUGGUGGUGGACAGCGCGUCAUGCAGGCAGUUGUACCUGAGGAGUGCCUACACGUUUUCAAGAGAAGAAGGCGUGCAAGAGAGGACCAAGAAAUGUUUUGGGAGGGUUAAGGAGAAGGUGGCUAUUGCAAGAACAGCAACCACAAGCAGGUUUCAGCCUCGUCGGAGGAAGACCAGGACCAGGUUUGUGAUGGUGAGGAGAGUGAAAGACUUCUCCUGUGGUGCACUGCGUACUAUUUUCCAGAGGUUGCUGUCCUGCACCGCUACUGUAGACGUUGUGGAGCACAAAAUCUGAUAUUCUUCCAGCUACCUCUUCUUUGCGGUACUUCAUCUGCAGAUUGUGUCAGGCUGUCAGCACUGAAUUGAAUCUGCAGCUAUUUGUUCUUCCCACUUUUUGUUUCAUUUUAUUUAUUGGCGUUUUCUGAUUCUGGAGCGGUGUUGAGACAAGAGGGUCGCAAAUCCGGGUGUUGGAACGUCCCAUCCAUGAUCGAUGUGGGGCAAAAACGUGUACAAAUUAAUUAAUAUGUUGAAUCUGCAUUGUGGUACACUAUCUUGAAGUUUUUUUUUUUUUUUUUUUUUUUGGGGUGUAAAAUCGUUUUCUGCCGAAAUUCAAUACUAUCAUGUAUUAUUAUUCA